CACAGGCAUAUUUUUGGGCAACCCUGAGCUGGCGGCGUGGGGUCCUUCGGGGUCCCAGGCAGGGCACGUGCGGGAGGAAGUGGUUCUGCCUGUCCGCGCGGCCUUCGGAGGUUUCUCAACGUGGAGCUAUGGGAGGACUGGAGAAGAAGAAGUAUGAACGAGGCUCUGCCACCAAUUAUAUCACCCGGAACAAAGCCCGGAAGAAGCUGCAGCUGAGCCUGCCUGAUUUCAGGCGGCUGUGCAUCCUGAAAGGCAUUUAUCCCCAUGAGCCCAAGCAUAAGAAGAAAGUGAACAAGGGUUCCACAGCAGCCCGAACAUUUUACCUUAUCAAAGAUAUUAAAUUCCUCCUCCAUGAGCCCAUCGUCAACAAGUUCCGAGAGUACAAGGUGUUUGUUCGGAAGCUCCGCAAAGCCUAUGGGAAGAGUGAGUGGAACGCUGUGGAGCGCCUGAAGGACAACAAACCCAGCUACAAGCUUGACCACAUUGUCAAGGAGCGGUACCCCACAUUUAUCGAUGCUCUGAGGGAUCUUGACGAUGCCCUGUCAAUGUGCUUCCUCUUCUCCACCUUCCCACGGACCGGCAAGUGCCAUGUGCAGACCAUCCAGCUGUGUCGCCGGCUUACUGUGGAGUUCCUGCACUACGUCAUUGCUGCCCGAGCCCUGCGCAAGGUCUUCCUGUCCAUCAAAGGCAUUUACUAUCAGGCUGAGGUGCUGGGGCAGCCCAUCGUAUGGAUUGCACCCUAUGCUUUCUCCCAUGAUCAUCCAACAGAUGUGGACUACAGGGUCAUGGCCACCUUCACCGAGUUCUAUACCACUCUCCUGGGCUUUGUCAACUUCCGCCUCUACCAGUCUCUCAACCUCCACUACCCACCCAAGCUCGAAGGUCAAGCCCAGGCAGAAACAAAGAUCAGUGAGGACACAUAUGCCCUGGACUCUGAGAGCUCUAUGGAGAAACUAGCAGCUCUCAGUGCCAGCCUGGCCCGAGUGAUGGUGCCCACUAUAGAGGAGGCUGAGGCCGAUGAGUUUCCUGCUGAUGGGGAGGUGUCAGAGCAGGAGGAAGGGCGCAGGAAAGAGCUGGAGGCACAGGAGAGACACAAGCGACUCUUCGAGGGCCUGAAGUUCUUCCUGAACCGAGAGGUGCCCCGUGAAGCACUGUCCUUCAUCAUCAGGAGUUUUGGUGGGGAUGUAUCCUGGGACAAGUCUUUGUGCAUUGGAGCCACCUAUGACAUCACAGACUCGUGCAUCACCCACCAGAUUGUUGACCGGCCUGGGCAGCAGACCCCCGUCAUUGGCAGGUACUACAUCCAGCCCCAGUGGGUGUUUGACUGUGUGAAUGCCCGCCUCCUCCUCCCCGUGGCGGAGUACUUCCCUGGGGUGCAGCUGCCCCCACACCUUUCACCCUUCGUGUCCGAGAAGGAAGGGGAUUACAUUCCCCCCGAGAAGCUGAAGCUGCUGGCUCUGCAGCGGGGAGAAGACCCGGGAGACCUGAAAGAGGAAGAGGAGGACGAGGAGGAGGAGGAGGAGGACAAUGAUGACAAUGAAGGUGAUGGUGAUGUUGCGGAGGACAAGGAGGAGGAGGAGGAUGUGGAAGCUGAUUCAGAGAAGGAGGAGGAGGCGCACCUGUCGGCCUUGGAGCAGCAAAGGCUGGAAGGGAAGAAGCCCCAGGUGGUGGCCGGCACUGUGAAACUGGAGGACAAGCAGCGGCUGGCCCAGGAGGAAGAAAGCGAGGCCAAGCGCCUGGCCAUCAUGAUGAUGAAAAAGCGAGAGAAGUACCUCUACCAAAAGAUCAUGUUUGGCAAGCGGCGCAAAAUCCGAGAGGCUAACAAGCUGGCAGAGAAAAGGAAAGCCCAUGAUGACGCUGUGAGGUCUGAGAAAAAGGCCAAGAGGACAAGGCCUGUGUGAGCUCUGACUGGCCCUCACUGGGAGGGACAUGGCAGAAGCAAGCCUGUGGAACGCAUGCCACACACUCGUGCACCAGCCCGGCACCCUCAUGCUUUUGGUGGUGUGUGGCCGGCCCUAGCCUCCUAUGAAGUUCAUGCCAGUGUCUGGACAGAGGCCUCUACCCAGCGCAGUUCUUACUCCAGGAAUCUGACUACGAGCCUCAUUUUGCUUGGCUUCCCACAGCCUCCUACACAGCUGUGUCCUUAAUUCUCACGAUGCUGUCAUGGAAUAAGGGUGGGGAGCUCUUAUUAAAUGGCUGGACUUUUGCAGCCAAUUGGA
This is a messenger RNA of Peromyscus maniculatus bairdii (prairie deer mouse), 2219 nucleotides long. It is a transcript of the gene Pes1, whose product is annotated as pescadillo ribosomal biogenesis factor 1. Lineage: Eukaryota; Metazoa; Chordata; Mammalia; Rodentia; Cricetidae. The record is from RefSeq and is a predicted model, not a curated record. Gene Ontology annotation, cellular component: nucleolus; PeBoW complex. Gene Ontology annotation, biological process: ribosome biogenesis; maturation of LSU-rRNA from tricistronic rRNA transcript (SSU-rRNA, 5.8S rRNA, LSU-rRNA). Gene Ontology annotation, molecular function: RNA binding.